Physella acuta is the source of this 765-nucleotide messenger RNA. RefSeq names its product ankyrin repeat and EF-hand domain-containing protein 1-like. Gene Ontology annotation, molecular function: protein binding. NCBI's taxonomy places the organism in Eukaryota, Metazoa, Mollusca, Gastropoda, Physidae. The record is from RefSeq and is a predicted model, not a curated record.
AUGAGAUCUGGGGCCGGGAGCCCUAACUCAAGCCACGCAGGAAAGCUCCAUCUCCACAGGGCCAUCCACGGCGGGAAGGUGGACGCGAUGGACGCCCUCAUUUCUCUGGGAGCAGACGUGACACGGCCCGCGCCCCACGGCAAGACAACCCUGCAUCUCGCCGCUUCUACCAGCGGCAGUGACGUCAUCGCACGGCUGUUAGACCUGGGCUGUGACGUCAACGCGAGGGACGCGAUCCAGGGCAGCACGCCCCUGCACGUGGCGUGUGCUUACUGCAACAGGGCGGCGGUGCUCACGUUGUUAAUUCGGGAUGCCGAGUUUAACGCGGUCAACCACUGCAGACAGACCCCUUUGUCUAAACUUUUAGAACCGGUGACGAAAGCGGAUGAUUUUCACAACACGUCCCGACUCAUCCUAGCUCGGGAACUUGUUAGCUUUGGACUCAUCCUUCAGCUGGAGGUAAUGGACCGUGACCAACCUGAACGUGACGGUGCGUGUUCGGACACACUACACACCGGGACCAAACUAAGCAAACCGUAUCAGUCAAGCAGACGACAGCUGUCAGGUAAAUUAAAACGGAUUUAUCAAGGACUCAUCCAAGAUCUGGCUCCCUCGUUGUCCUUGAAGCAGUGGUGCCGUCUAACGGUUCUCAAAUCUGUUGGACACCGGCCGUUGGCUGACAGCAUCAAGCAGCUCAAGGUCCCGACCUUGGUGCAAACGUUUAUCUUACAAGGUCACCGUGACCUUUCUGGGUUGCGACAUUGA